Molecule: messenger RNA, 893 nt
Organism: Meleagris gallopavo (turkey)
Lineage: Eukaryota; Metazoa; Chordata; Aves; Galliformes; Phasianidae
Source: RefSeq, a predicted model, not a curated record
GUGCCGUGCAGAAAGGCUCCGAGUGCCGGUCCCUGGUGCUGUGGGAGGACGGCGCAGCUCCUUGCCCAGCGCGGUGCAUCGCGGCUCCGUCGCGGUGCCGUAACGCAGUCGUUUGUCCCGCAGCCAACAGACAGACGGACAUCGGUGACAUCAGCCACCACCUGGACACCAUGCAGAUCGGUGACAUUUUCAGCCACCAGACGACACCCGCCACCACUUCACUGCCCUCCCCGGUGCCGGCGGGUUGGUCGUGUCCCAAAUGCACCUUCAUCAACAAACCCACGCGGCCGGGCUGUGAGAUGUGCAGCACCGAUCGUCCGCCCGACUACGUGAUCCCCGGCGGCUACGAACCGGACGAGAUGGAGCUGUGGAGGAUGCAGCAGGAGCAGGAGGGGAUGCUGCAGUACCAGCAGACUCUGGAGGCGGAACGGCUGCAGAACUUCCAGCAGCUGCUGCAGUUGGAGCAGGAGGUGUUGGUGCCCAACCAGGAGGGGAUGGAGUGCCGAAUCUGCUACCAACACGUCCCCCCAGGGCAGGGGGUGCUGCUGCGGGAAUGUCUGCACAACUUCUGCCGGGACUGCCUGCGCCAGGUGAUCAACUACAGCGAGGAGCCGGCGGUGUCGUGUCCGUACCGCGAUGAUUCCUACGCCUGCAGCAGCCACCUCCAGGAGCGCGAGAUCCGCGCGCUGGUGUCACCAGAGGAGUACCGGCUCUUCCUGGAGCGCAGUUUGGUGCUGGCCGAGCGCCGCACGCAGAACAGCUUCCACUGCAAGACCCCGGACUGCCGCGGCUGGUGCAUCUACGAGGAUUCGGUCAACGAGUUCCGCUGCCCCAUCUGCCAGGCCCUCAACUGCCUCCUAUGCAAGGUAAGUCACAAGAUCACAGAACUGUAG